This is a messenger RNA of Xenia sp. Carnegie-2017, 1636 nucleotides long. RefSeq names its product charged multivesicular body protein 7-like. NCBI's taxonomy places the organism in Eukaryota, Metazoa, Cnidaria, Anthozoa, Malacalcyonacea, Xeniidae. Gene Ontology annotation, biological process: vesicle budding from membrane; late endosome to vacuole transport via multivesicular body sorting pathway. The coding region runs from base 73 to 1371 and encodes 432 amino acids. The record is from RefSeq and is a predicted model, not a curated record. Gene Ontology annotation, cellular component: ESCRT III complex; multivesicular body. The transcript has 10 exons.
GUUCAUUGGUUCAUUGGUUCAUAAGAGUUCAUUGGUUGAGUCUACUAUAAUAUUUAGCACUACACGAAGUUUAUGAUUAACUGUUUUAAAAUCAGUAUGGCGUUUCUUCCUGAUGAGUGGCAAGAUGACAAUCGCAUGAACUUCAUGUUCUCCGCUUUUCCAGAGAAUAGAAAUGUCAAUCCGAAGCACUGGGAAAGUAAAUUGCAAUUCUGGAAAAGUGCAAUCACUCGAAGUUGUGACUAUUUUGACAAAUUUGAUUUUGAUAUUGACGUUUUAAAAGCAAGAUUUAAUAGAGAUGGUUUGACACCACUUGGUAUUUGUACAGUUCUAAAUGAAAUGUUGAACAGUGGGGAAAUUGUGAGAAAAAAUGACUUCUUAGAGUCUGUUUAUGAUACAUGGAGUGCAUGGUCUUUGGGAAUAGCAAAAAAGUCGCUCUGGUGGACAUUUGGAAAAGUUUGGCAAACAAAUGAAAUAGACAUAGGGUCGUUCCUACUGCUACACCAAGUCGAAAAAAAGGCUGAGAGAAUUCUUUCAUAUCAUUAUCAAUAUGUCAAACACUCGACGACAGACAAUAUAAUACCAGAGAAUGUGCUAAAAUCACGAUUAAAAGCAGGCAAUUUAGAGUUAUCCGAACACGAGUUUGAGGUUGUUAUUUGUCAGUUAAGAAAGGAAAAAAAACUUUCUGUACAUGUUUUAGAAAAUGGAGAAAAGAUUUUUAAGUUUUCUGACAAAAAUCAAGGCAGGGCAAGCACAGUCACCGAAAAUGAUCUCAAUAUCUUAAAACUUAGGAAGGCCGAAGCAACUACUAAAUUACAAAUAACAAAACUUAACAAAGAAACUGAUGAGUUACAAAGCCUCAUUGUUUCAGCAAACAAUGAUAGACUUAAAAGCAAGGUGAAAAAGUUGUUAAUUCGUAAACAUGCGAUGAUAAAAAUUUUGGAUAAAAAGGAGUCACUGCUAAUGAACAUACAAGACAUACUUCGACAUAUACAAGAAGCACAUUCAGAUGUCAGUGUAAUAGAUGCAUUAAAAGCUGGCGCACAAGUGUUCAAAACAUUAUCUCAAGAAUAUGGUUUAACUAUUGACAAUGUGGAAAAAAUUAUGGGUGAUGUGGAAGAUGUCAUGGAUGAAACUGCUGAAAUAAACAAGACAAUCAGUGAAGGUUCAAAAACAAUUGCAGCUUCAUCAGGUGUGGAUGUUGAAGAUCUUGAACUAGAGGAGGAACUGAAGAAUUUGAUAUUACAUGAUAAAGAAUCUUCUAAAGAUAACAUCAGUGGCAAAGAAAAGCUUAUUUCACAACUUCCAGAUGUACCAAAUUUUAGUCCACAAAAACAACCGGAAACAAAAGAAAGAAUUUUACUAACCAGUUGAAACUCCCCAACAACUGGAUUCAGCAAAAAAUAAAAAUAUAUAAAGUGCAUGAUUGCACAAAAUGUGGAAUAGACUUUGAUACUACCAAUCAAAAACUAUAUUGAAUUACAAUAAUGAUAAUAUCCAAUGUACAAACACACAUUCACUCACUCUACAUUUUCUCUUUGUAUAAGCAGAGUAAGUCCACUUAAAAAACUAAUACUAAUUUUCAAUGAUCAUGGUGCAAUUUACCUGAAAUUAAAAAGCUAUUUCAUUCAAGGCAAAA